Molecule: messenger RNA, 1131 nt
Organism: Truncatella angustata
Lineage: Eukaryota; Fungi; Ascomycota; Sordariomycetes; Amphisphaeriales; Sporocadaceae
Exons: 1
Source: RefSeq, a predicted model, not a curated record
AUGCAUUUGACCUCACUGAUUACCGCCGCUGGCCUGGCUGUCUCCACCACCAGCGCUUUCCUAUUACCUUUCCCCGAUCCAUCCGAAGCCGAUACUGUCACCACUUUGCCCGUGCCUCUCGACACAGAUUUCAAAGUCCAGGUUCCUGAGGCAGCCGAGGCCCAGAAGCUCGAGUUGCCUUGCCCAGGAUGCCCAGUCCGCGUUGGCCACCACAAGGGCAAAGACGCCAAGAUCAAGACUGAUAUCCCGAGUCAUCUGGAGUUAUCCUUUAACAUUGAACAUGGCGUCGAUCACGACCGCUUCAUGGUGAACGACUUUGAGCUCUACCCCCACUCAGCCACAUUGAAAGAUACCCUCGGCGCACAAGUACGACCAGACCACAAGGAGGGUGGCAAGGGUAAAUUGCCCGGCCACAGGAAGCAACAUCAACCUUUCAUCCAGCCUCUUGGAUAUGCGCUGGGCACGACACCGGUCGCCAAGAGCACCGAAGAUGACCUCGAGCUCGUCCAGCUAAACCUACAGAUCAUCGAGGUGGGCAAUGUCUUUGUCGACGGAGUGCCAAGCAUCGAGGUCAAGAUCAUCAAGACGCCCGAGGGUGGCCUGAUGAUUGGCGGAAUCGAAACCGGCCCCUCAGAGCCUCUUCAAAAGACCCCCAUGGACAAGCCCGAGGAUUGCACCACCAUGCUGUGCAGAUGGAAGGCUAUGCUCUCUGGACAAAUGGGACGUUUCCGAGGCCACUGCGGUGGCAGCCGCCGUCCUAGUCACGCUGUUGACGAGCAAGAGGAGGACGUCCACCAACGCCCUCACUCUGGCCAUAGCCAAGCCCCCCACGGCCAGCAACACCGUCACCGCUUCACCCACCUUCUACGAAACAUCGCCAUGCACAUCCUUUUGCCCGUCGCUGUUGGUGUUGUUGCCGGUAUCACUGCUAGCAUCCUCGGCAUGUUGGUCGGAACUGCCAUCGUCUUCGUCUGGCGUAAGCUCUUCCGAUCUGGAUCUGCUGGCACGCGUCGCCACCACCACCGCAGCGGACACUCGACUCACAAGGCCGCAUCUACUGAGGCUUCUGGCGCUGACGAGAAGGCUGGUCUGAUGUCGAACCAGGAAGAGGUCGAGGCACCCCCCGCUUAU